This is a messenger RNA of Suillus paluster, 450 nucleotides long. RefSeq lists its product as uncharacterized. Lineage: Eukaryota; Fungi; Basidiomycota; Agaricomycetes; Boletales; Suillaceae. The coding region runs from base 1 to 450 and encodes 149 amino acids. The record is from RefSeq and is a predicted model, not a curated record. The transcript has a single exon.
AUGCCUACCCCAAUCACAUACUACAACGUCGAGCUCGUCCAGUUUUGGCGAGGCCGAAACGAGCGCGGACUGGCCAAUCCCCUCCAUUGGGCAAUCCAUGUCCCAACCGGUCAUGGAAUCGGGAACACAUACCACCUCUUGGGAGACUCCGAAACGUACACCGUAGAGUACAGGCGCCAGCGGCCACACGUCGAACCCAGUGCCUGGCGCGGAAGCUUCAAAGUUGGAAGAGUAGCUGCGCACCGGCUCGGCGAGUUCGAAAGGGAUAUCUCAAGGGUUCAUAUCAUAUGGGACGACCCCGCAUGGAACUCCCAGAAUUGGGUGUGGGACGUUCUCCGUCAUCUCCGACACAGAGGUUUUGACAUCAGCUGGGAGCUUUACCUUGGGAUGCUUCAAACGCAGAUGUGCUGCCUUGUGGAGGCCUGGGAAUACGGCCACAUUAAUCUUUAG